AUGGACGUCUUGCGGUGCUACCAGACCAUCUGGCUCAGUUUGCCUGAAGCUAUCCGAGAUGGCCUGGAUGCAAACGUCAACGAACUACUCGAACGCAUCCAAGAUCUCAUGAAACAAAAGUCCUUUCCCUUCCCCGACCUCCUCCCAAGUGACCCUGUCCGCCCUGCCCUCAUCGACCCGCAAUCCAGCCAACAGAUAUCAUAUGCACGGCUACGAAGCUUCAUCCAAGACUUUGACCUUGGGUUACCAUGUCCAGCACAGGGCAGGUCAAGGGUUGCAGUGAUGCUUCCCAAUGGCCCGACCCUUGCCCUCGCAGUGAUGGCCAUUGCCAAUCGGUAUACCAUGAUCCCGAUGGCAAGGACAGUGGCCCCAGAGCAGUUGCGGGCCGACCUUGAAGAUGUCGAUGCGGACGCGAUCCUGAUGCUGGAGUCUGAUGUGUCCAAGACUCAGCUUGACUCCCAGCUUCCUAUAUUCGUCGUCAAUCCCCAGGCAGACUUGACGUUUACGGUCUCCUCUACGCGGCCAAUUGCCCGUUCCACAUUGCCACCCCCAGACAACAGCCCCGACGAUGUCGCGGUCCUGCUCUUUACUAGCGGGACGAGUGGAAAGAAGAAGCUCGUCCCUAUCACCGCGUACAAUCUCUUUGCCGGUGCAGUUCUUACCAUGGACAGCGUUGCUCUCACCGAGUCCUCUCGAUGUCUCAACAUGAUGCCCCUUCACCAUAUUGGCGGAAUGGUUCGCAGUCUCUACGCCCCGAUGCUGGCCGGUGGCACCACCAUCUGCUGUGCAUCAUUCGAUCCGAGUCUUUUCUGGGACGUCGUCGAGAAAUGGAGCCCGACUUGGUACUACGCAACACCCACAAUGCACCAAAUGAUCCUCGCCGAGUCCGAGCACCGCCCUGAUGCGCUGCGCCAGAGUCUUAUCAAAUUCAUUAUCAACGCUGGUGGCGGUCUUCCGGCCACGCUUGCCGUCCAGCUCCGUGAAGUCUUCCAAUGUGUGGUCAUGCCCAGUUAUGGAAUGACGGAGUGUGCGCCUAUCGCGUCGCCACCAACAGACUACAAGCUUGACCGUGAGGGUACCUCUGGUCGUCCAUGCGGUCCUGAUGUCGCCAUUCUUGGCGAUAGCCCCGGGAAGCGUGUCCCUACUGGAACAACCGGCCGCAUCUGCGUGCGUGGGUUCCCUGUCUUCCCUGGUUACCUGACAGAUGACGGCAUCAACAAGGCCGCCUUUGAAGAGGCUGGCUGGUUCGAUACAGGAGAUCUCGGCCACCUCGACAAGGAUGGGUACCUAUUCAUCACUGGUCGGGGCAAGGAAGUCAUCAACCGCGGUGGUGAAAUCAUCUCGCCGAUUGAAGUCGAGAACGGAAUUCUUUCUGCUGCCCGAGACCCGACUUCCAUUCUCUAUGGCCGUGUCUCUGAGGCUCUGGCAUUCUCUACUCCGCAUGAUGUCCUCCAGGAGGUCGUUGGAGCAGUGAUUGUUACUCCCCCAGGAAUGUCGCGACCUGAUCUAAGGCAGCUGCAUGAGGCACUGGGAGAGCGUUUGCUCCAGCCCAAGUGGCCAGUUCUGCUGGUCUACAUGGACAACGGCGUACCAAAGUCGAACAACAAGCUGCAGCGUAUUCGCCUAAGCCAGAGAUUAGGUCUGGAACCAUUGACUGACUCUGUUCCUGCUGCUGAAAGACACCUUGAAGCCAAGUGCCCUCCUCAAGGCACGGGUCUGAACGUGUCCAUCGCGCAUACAACGUGCCGCAUCGACGGCCACGAAGCCGAGCCUCAUAUCGAAGAAGCCUUGGGAAUUUCAGACAUUGCAAUGCGAUUCAAUCCCAUUGAUGGAUACCCACAGGCUGUUGUCUACAACCCGGUCGAGAAGCAGCUCACGCUCGCUACACUUGCGCAACUGCUCCGCCCGCGCGUUCAUGGAUACCUCAUCCCCAGCAGCGUCAAAGCACUUGACAGCCCAAUUCCCAGAGACGCCGCCGGGUACGUCGAUGACAAGGCUCUCGACGAUGCCAUUCGCAGUAUGAAUGCCUCGGAUUCAGACUCUUCAUCGGCCGAGUAUCGCGUGCGACAGCUCUUCGCGCAAGCCCUAAACCAAGACGUCGCUGAGAUCAGCGCAUCGACAGACUUCUUCGCUGCUGGCGGCGACAGUCUCAGUGCAGGGCGUCUAAUUUCAGCGCUCAGGCGUGAAUUUGGAAUCCGCCUCUCUGGCGAUGUUCUCUUCCUCCACAGCACUGUGGGCGAUAUGACAGCCAUUGUGGAAGACGCCUGUGCGAAAAAGAACCCAGACGAAGAGAUCAGCGACAAGGAUCUCCCAGGCUGCGAGAAGACGUGCAGUUCCACCAAUCCAAUUGUGCUUCUCAUUCAGCUCAUCCCCAUGAUCAUCUUCUUCCCCAUGCGCGCCGGUCUGCAGUGGACCAUCUUUGUCUUCCUCAUGGGCGAGACGGCGCGUCUGUUCCCCCCUGACAGCGUUCUCAUCGGCCGUCUGCUGCAUAUCGUGCUUAUCGGACUUGCUUCGCGAUUGGCAAUCAAUACGGUCGCGCCCAUUGGUGCGAUUCUUUUCAAAUGGCUUCUGAUCGGUCGGUACCGCGCUGGACUGUAUCCCAUGUGGGGGACUUACCACACGCGGUGGUGGUUGACGCAGAAGGCCAUUCGUGUCGCUGGCAGGGGCGUGUUCAACUACUUCGAAUGGAGUCGACGUCUGUACUAUCGCCUCCUGGGAGCGCAUAUCGGCCGCAACGUGCGCAUCCACGAGUAUGCCUCCCUGGGCGAGUACGACCUGAUCCGGCUGGAAGACAACGUCGUCGUCGAGAACUGCAUCAUCCGUCCCUUCGCAGUGGAGAGAAACACCUCGAUGCUCCUGCAGCCGAUUCUCAUCGGAAAGGGCUCUGCAAUUGGACUACGCACGGUCAUUGCGCCUGGUGCAAACCUUCCUCCAGACACAUAUCUCGGCCCCAACUCCUCCAGCUGGGAGACUGAUGGCGCCGAAGAGGCGAACAAGGAUCUCAAUUCUACCUCCAUCCCCAGUCCUCACUGGAUCUGGUCCCUGCUCCUCGUUGAACCCCUAGGGCUGCUCGCAGGGUUUGCAUACAGAUUGCCCUGGUUAGCUGGACUGGUGCCCAUUGUGAUGCAUUACCCCCUCCAGGAUGUAGAUAUGCUGCGCGUGAUUGUCUUCUGGUUCACGGUACCAACUCGAAUCAUGUACCACAUCCUCGCCCGAAUCUACUACGCCGUCGUUGGUCCGCUGGUAUGGUUUGUGGCCAUUCUAAUCAUCAAAGCCCUUCUGGAUCUCACCUGCGGGCGCGCACAGCCAGGCCCUGCCAACAAGAUGUCGAUGCGCCAGAAGGUGCGUCAAGCUGCCCUGGCCAAGGUCAUCCCCAAUGGCAGUCUCAGCCCCCUGACCCGGUUAAUCGGAAAGCACUACGAGCUGGUCUCGGUUGCGAUUCGCCUGCUGGGUGGUCGCGUUGGGAAGCGCAUCUACUGGCCCAGUGUUGGACCGGGCAUCCAGGACUUUGACCUCGUCGAGGUGGGCAACGACGUGGUCUUUGGAUCUCGCUCGUACCUGGUUACCAGCGAUGGCAGUGGCAGGGAAAGGGUGGUCAUCGCCGACGGCGCCAUGCUGGGUGAUCGCGCGACCGUUCUCCCUGGUGUGACGAUUGGCGAGAUGGCGAUGGUCGGAUCAGGCUCGCUGCUGCGUCGCAAUGGCUUCUUCCCUCCUGAUACAGUCUGGACGGGCAGCAAGAAUGGGAACGCCAUCCAGUUCCCGACCAUCACGAACCACAACGAGAAGCCUGAUAAGAUGGCAGGGGGCUGGUCUUCCUCGUCGACUCUAUCACCGUUUGGACGGGCCUUUUACCAGGGCAUGGCUGACUUCUUCGUCAUUGGUAUUCCCGGGAUCGUGGGAUACUCUACAUUUUUGACUAUUGUUUCAACGGUCUGGCGUCUUCUCGGUGUCCUCGCCGGGCUUCUUGUCCUUGGACACACUCUGCGACAGGAGUAUCGCGCCUUUGACCGCGAAUGGUGGCAGCCCUUCUCUGUCUACGGCCUGUUCUGUGCCGUCGUGGCUGCCGUCAGCUUCGUCCAGACCAUCAUUGGCGUUGCCUUGGUGAUCGGGACAAAAUGGCUGGUGAUGGGCCGACGCACUGAAGGCUCCUACCACUGGGACCGCAGCAGCUACAACCAGCGCUGGCAGUUCUUCCUCGCCGUGGAAGCUUUAAUCAAGGACAGCUACCGCGGGAUUGGCGUCCUGCCCAUGCUCAGCGGCACUGCAUACCUCUCAUUCUACUACCGGCUAAUGGGCGCAAUGAUUGGCAAGGACUGUGCUCUCCUCGCAAACGGGGACCCGAACAUCCUCCUCACAGAGCCGGAUAUGGUGACCCUCGGCGACAGGGUCGCUGUUGACGAUGCAAGUGUCGUCUGCCACUUGAACACUCGUGGAGAGUUUGAGCUGCAUCCCCUGGUGGUUGGAGAUAGGAGUGUCCUGCGGACUGGGUCCAGGCUGAUGUCUGGCGCGUCGAUGGGCAGUGAUGCGUGUUUGCUGGAGCAUACGCUCGUCCUGUCUGGGGACCAUGUUGAUGAUACGGGUGCCAUGCAGGGCUGGCCUGCUGAACCGUUUUCGGGCAAGAGGAUACAAUAG
Molecule: messenger RNA, 4632 nt
Organism: Aspergillus versicolor CBS 583.65
Lineage: Eukaryota; Fungi; Ascomycota; Eurotiomycetes; Eurotiales; Aspergillaceae
Exons: 4
Coding region: 1-4632 (1543 amino acids)
Biological process (GO): fatty acid metabolic process
Molecular function (GO): phosphopantetheine binding; medium-chain fatty acid-CoA ligase activity
Source: RefSeq, a predicted model, not a curated record